GAGCCACCUGCCUGAUGCAUUGCAUGCCAUGUCUUAGCCCACACCGAAAUCAAAUAGCAAUCUCAAUGAAAACACCAAAAGCUUGUAAAUUUAGAUCUUAAGCAAACUAUUCUGCUUAUUCAAAAAGACAACUUGUCGUCAAUGACGAGCAUGGUCAAUUUAGGAUGCGAUUUCUACUGUCAGGCAAAGAUGUACGGGUUCCAAGAUAUGAUGCUUGCACGUGACCGUUUAUAAAGAGACAAAGGAUUGGGUCGUUUCGUCUGGGCAGCGCAUUGAUAUUUUUUUGUACGCGGGGGAACACUUGAAAGCACGGACACGUCUAAAAUAUUUAUGAAUGUCGGAUUGGGAUUUCAUGCUGAAAUGACGCUAGACGAAGCGUUGAAUUUUUGUGAAUUGAAGAAAGAACAUUUGAAUAGGUAGGUUUCGGCAGAAUUGCAUAAUAGGUUGGAGAAAGAACUAAUUCUAAGUGGGCAUUUCGAUAUAUACGUUAAACGAUACAGAAAGGUCGAAGCAUAUACAUCGAAGAGCGAAGAUAUCAAGAUAAAAAUUAGGAUAUUUCAAGAUGCACUACAGAAGUUGAUGAAUUUACCGACAAUAGAAGAAGAGAUGGCAUGCCCACAAAAAAAGAAGCAAUUAUUUGUAUAAAAACUGGACAGACCGCAAGAAAAUUUUUUUUUUUAAUUUAUGUUGUUGUAAGCGCUCACUUAUACCGGGGAGAUUUUUAGAUGAUGAAUGACGAAAGGGGGCCGGAAUUUUGGAUGGGUGAAAACACUUUCCAUGUGCCGAUGGCCAUGCAUAAAGAGCAGCAACAGCGUUUGUUGAGUAGAUUGAGAAAGUUGUCAGAGAUUGACCUGAAUGGCGUUGUCUUGCUUCAAGGCGGUCGUUCGCAGGACUGGUUGCGCUAUGACACAGAUCAUGAGCGUUUGUUUCGUCAGGAGUCUUUUUUCCAUUACCUUUUUGGUGUAAAGGAGCCAGAUUUCUAUGGGAGUUUGAGCAUAUCGACUGGAAAGUACAUCCUGUACGUUCCGCGGUUGCCAAGGUCGUACCAAGUGUGGAUGGGUCGCAUUUUGUCCACUGACGAAUACAGGUCGAUGUACGGCGCAGAUGAAGUGCGCUACACGGAGGAGCUGCCGGACGCAUUGACGCACGAGACAGGUGGUGUUGGCGCGUUGUACGUGCUGAGCGGCACGAACAGUGAUAGCGGCUCGAGGUGCAUGAGCGCAGAUUUUAAGGGGAUAGAACGGUUUUUACUCAAUAAAGACGUAUUGUACCACGAAUUGUGCGAAUGUCGCGUCGUGAAGACAGAAUUGGAGCUGGAGCUGCUGCGAUAUGUCAAUAGGAUAUCGAGUGAAGCACACAUGCAUGUGAUGAAAAGUGUACGCCCAGAUAUGAUGGAAUAUCAAAUAGAGGCGAACUUUUGCCAUUACGCUUACUAUUAUGGAGGUUGUCGAAACACCUCAUACACAUGUAUAUGUGCGUCUGGAGAAAACGGGUCGGUGUUGCAUUACGGCCAUGCAGCGGCGCCGAAUUCACGCCAGAUUCGUUCAGGCGAUAUGGUUCUUUUGGACAUGGGCGCAGAGUACCACUGCUACGCGAGCGACAUUACGAGGAGUUAUCCUGUAACGGGGAAGUUCACGGAGCAGCAACGAGGUGUGUACGAGGUGGUCAGACGCGCACAGAUGGAGGUCAUAUCCAGGUUGAAGCCCGGUGUUUUCUGGCCUGAUAUGCAUCGCUUUGCCGAAAGAUGCUUGUGCGAGGGAAUGAAGAAGUUGGGACUGGUUCGAGGCGAUGUCGAGGAGAUGAUGAAGAACCACGUAGGCAGCUUGUUCAUGCCGCAUGGCUUGGGCCACCUGAUGGGCAUCGAUACACACGAUGUCGGUGGAUUCUUGGGAGAUGUGUGCGAGAGAAGCGAGGAACCAGGGCUGCGACAUUUAAGAUGUUGGAGGAAAUUGGAAGCAGGAAUGGUGAUAACGGUCGAGCCUGGCAUUUAUUUCAACUGGGCGGAGCUAGAAGAAGCCAUGCUCGAUCCGUCAUUGAAGCCGUUCUUGGCGGAGGAAGAGCUCGUCAAGUACAGAUACUUUGGAGGCGUUCGUAUCGAAGAUGAUGUUGUCGUGACGCCGGAUGGCUGCGAGGUUCUUACCGUUGUUCCUAGCGACGUGGAAGAAAUUCAGAGGAUCAUGCUUCAGGGAAAAGACGUAAUAAGCAGUUAGAAUCUCGGUUCACCCGGUGUGUGUUAUGGUCGGUGUUGGGUCCUUUUUUUUUUUCUGGGGGGGGGGAGAAAAAUUUUUUUUGAGAUGCAA
This is a messenger RNA of Schistocerca gregaria, 2300 nucleotides long. Its product is annotated as xaa-Pro dipeptidase-like. NCBI's taxonomy places the organism in Eukaryota, Metazoa, Arthropoda, Insecta, Orthoptera, Acrididae. Gene Ontology annotation, molecular function: manganese ion binding; metalloaminopeptidase activity. The transcript has 3 exons. The record is from RefSeq and is a predicted model, not a curated record. Bases 726 to 2210 code for a protein of 494 amino acids.